Messenger RNA from Suillus clintonianus, 5064 nucleotides. RefSeq lists its product as uncharacterized. Gene Ontology annotation, molecular function: ATPase-coupled intramembrane lipid carrier activity; ATP hydrolysis activity; ATP binding. The transcript has 12 exons. Bases 124 to 4932 code for a protein of 1602 amino acids. The record is from RefSeq and is a predicted model, not a curated record. Lineage: Eukaryota; Fungi; Basidiomycota; Agaricomycetes; Boletales; Suillaceae. Gene Ontology annotation, cellular component: plasma membrane. Gene Ontology annotation, biological process: phospholipid translocation.
CAUAGGCUCUGCUUGCUGCGAACACUACCGUCUUUCCACUCUUCGUUCUUUCCCCGAUUUCUGUCCUGCCGUGCUGGUUCUCGGUCCCAGGACCCUUUCACGAUACCCCUGGUCACUAAUUCAAUGUCUUUGUUCAAGCGACAUCCACCACCAUCCGACAUCGACGAGAAUGAUACCAUAGACCCACAACUCCGUCUCCGCACAGUGCGCACUGCAGCUUCCACCAUUGCAGAAUCUAUACGCUCAGAAAUUAGAGCGCACAAGAGGCGGAGUGUCACCCAGAAGAGGUCCUUGUUUUUCCGCAAGAAUGCAAGGAAACCAAAGACUUCCGAAUCAGCCCCAUCAGCGGUCCCAUCAACUGAGGCCCCCUCAGCCCCGCAACCGCGCAUUCCAGGCGCGCGGAGGAACAUAUACGUGAACCUCCCACUCUCUGCUAUGGAGGCUGACCAGUAUGGCGAACCACUCGCCCGGUAUGCACGGAACAAAGUUCGCACAAGCAGGUACACACUCUUGACCUUUCUGCCGAAGAAUCUCUAUGAACAAUUUCACCGAAUUGCCAAUAUUUACUUCUUGGCGCUUGUCAUUUUCCAAUUGUUCCCCGUCUUCGGUGCCGCAUCAGCGUCGACUGCGGCUCUCCCUCUGUUGUUCAUUUUAGUUGUGACAGCAGUCAAGGAUGGUGUCGAGGAUUUUAGACGAGCCCAACUCGAUGAAGAAGUGAACACUUCUGCAGUGACGCGACUAGGGCAGUGGCGCAACGUAAACCAGGCCCUUGAUCCCCGACCGUGGUAUCAACGGCUGCUACAUAUAAAUGCUCCUGGAAAAGUCACUCGUGGAGUGCAGAAAUUACGGGAGAAGGAAGCAGGCGAGGGAAAGCAGACAAUCCUGAGCAAGGGAGGUGAUGAUAGGGUCAGCAUGAGCACCGCAGACAUGAAUGAUGGCACUACAGCCUUGGGCGGAUCUCACCCUCCCACAGGGGCAGGUGGCCGGCAACUUGAGGACAUUGAAGGCAGCAUAGGCAGCGUGGAUUUACAUACCUACCCUCCAGGGCUCCCAGAAAAUGAGCUUGGAGGAUGGGGUCAGCACAGUAUGUCCCUAUCAAACUAUGUGCAGUCGUCUCCUUCACGGUCAUCUCUGGGCGUGGUAGAUUGGAGCAAGCGCACGAACGGGACAGCUCGCUGGGAGCGGACGCUGUGGAAGAAGCUAGAGGUUGGCGACAUCGUGCUGCUACGCGAAGACGAGCAGGUUCCUGCUGAUAUCGUUGUGUUGUCGACAUCCGAUCCAGACGGACUGUGCUAUCUCGAAACCAAGAACCUUGACGGCGAAACAAACCUCAAGGUACGGAAGGCAGUACAGGCCACAUCAUCCCUCGCCUCAGAAGAAGACAUCGAAAAAUCCUCGUUUAUCCUCGAUUCAGAACCUCCACACCAGAACUUGUAUAUAUACAAUGGGGUCCUGCGAUAUACAGACGCUUCCACGGGCGAACCUCGUAGAGAGGGUGCCACUAUCAAUGAGCUUCUCCUUCGCGGCUGCACCGUGCGGAACACCGCAUGGAUCAUUGGACUGGUCGUCUUCACCGGCCCCGAUACCAAGAUAUACUUGAAUGGUGGACAGACGCCAUCCAAGCAAUCCAAGAUCGCGAAGGAGACAAACUUCAAUGUCAUAGUGAAUUUCCUGUUCUUGGUCGUCAUCUGUUCUGUGUCAGCGACCAUCAAUGGCGUCAUGGAUGGGCUAACGGCCACAAGUACGUACAUCUACGAGCAGGGCGUCCAACCCACCAGUUCCAAUGUGCUCAACGCGCUCGUUACUUUUGUCUCGUGUCUCAUCGCAUUUCAAAACAUCGUCCCAGUCUCCCUUUUCAUCUCGAUCGAAAUCGUGAAGACCAUCCAAGCCUACUUCAUCGCUCAAGAUUUGGACAUGUACUACAAGCCCUUCAACACCGCCUGUGUCCCAAAGAACUGGGGUAUAUCUGACGAUCUCGGACAAAUCGAAUAUGUAUUCUCUGACAAAACCGGAACGCUGACACAAAACGUGAUGGAGUUCCAAAAAUGCUCGGUGCGCGGGGUCAUAUAUGGAGAGGGUGUUACCGAAGCGCAGCGUGGGGCUGCAACGAGAGAAGGCCGAGCUGAUGCAGUAGCACCGGAAGAGUUGGCAGAAAAGCUUGCAGAGCUCAAGGACACAAUGGUUGCCAAGCUGACCAAGCUAUUCAAGAAUCGCUAUAUGCAGACCAACAAACUCACACUCGUGUCACCCAAGCUCGCAGAGGACCUCGCGGACCGCUCGACAGAACAAUAUUCUCACAUCGUCGCAUUUUUCCGUGCCUUGGCUGUUUGUCACUCGGUAUUGGCGGAUAAGCCCGAGCCGCAGGAGCGACCUUACCACUUGGAUUAUAAGGCCGAGUCCCCUGAUGAAGCGGCGCUGGUCGGUGCGGCGCGGGAUGUAGGCUUUCCUUUCGUGGGCAAGCACAAGGACACGAUCGACAUUGAAGUGCUUGGCCAACCUGAGCGGUUCACGCAUAUCAAGACGCUCGAGUUCAAUAGUACGCGCAAGCGUAUGAGCGUCAUCGUCCGUGCAUCCGACGGACGCAUAAUCUUGUACUGCAAAGGGGCGGACAGCGUCAUAUAUGAACGGCUUGCUGCGGAUGUGGACCCCGCCUUGAAGGAGAAGACGACCAAGGACAUGGAUUUUUUCGCUAAUGGUGGUUUGCGCACGCUCUGCAUUGGCUAUAGAGUGCUCCCGGAGGAUGAGUUUUUGGGGUGGCUGCGGACGUAUGAAGCUGCUCAGUCCACUAUUGACAACCGGGACGAGGCUAUCGAAAACGCAGCGGCUGAGGUGGAACACUCGUUGCAGAUACUGGGCGCUACGGCUCUCGAGGACAAGCUACAAGAAGGAGUUCCGGAAGCCAUUGAAAUGCUCCAUCGUGCUGGAAUUAAGCUCUGGAUUCUCACCGGCGACAAGCUACAAACGGCGAUCGAAAUUGGUUUCAGCUGCAACCUCUUGAAGCAAGAUAUGGAAGUCAUGAUCCUUUCUGCUGACAGUCCUGAAGGCACUCUUGCUCAGAUAGAGGCGGGUCUCAACAAAAUUGCGUCGAUAUUGGGCCCGCCUACUUCGAAAACGUUGGAACGUGGGUUUGUCCCUGGCGCUAGGGCUUCUUUUGCGGUCGUUAUUGAUGGAGACACCCUUCGUCACGCAUUGACGCCGGAUAUCAAGCCUCUGUUCCUGAACCUUGGUACUCAGUGCGAAACGGUGGUAUGCUGUCGUGUCUCCCCUGCCCAGAAGGCGCUGACCGUGAAGCUGGUCAAGGAGGGCCGGAAGGCGAUGACACUGUCUAUAGGAGAUGGUGCUAACGACGUCGCCAUGAUUCAAGAGGCCAAUGUUGGUUGUGGCUUGCUUGGACAUGAAGGUUCACAAGCUGCUAUGUCUGCGGAUUAUGCGUUUGGUCAGUUCAGGUUUUUGACGAAGCUGCUGCUCGUCCAUGGGAGGUGGUCGUAUCAGCGUAUUGCUGAUAUGCACAGUAACUUCUUCUACAAGAAUGUCAUCUGGACGUUGGCCAUGUUUUGGUUUAUGCCGUUUUGCUACUUCGACGCAACCUAUCUAUACGACUACAGCUUCAUCUUGUUUUACAACCUUAUCUUUACGUCGCUGCCUGUCAUCGUUCUCGGAGCAUUCGAUCAGGAUAUCAAUGCAAAAGCUGCCCUUGCUUUCCCUCAGCUCUAUGUUCGGGGUAUCAGAGGCCUAGAGUACACGCGGACAAAGUUCUGGUUCUACAUGCUCGAUGGUCUUUACCAGUCCGCGGUCGUCUUCUUCAUCCCUUACUUGGUCUGGCAGCUUGGACUGGCCGUGUCUUCCAACGGCAAAGGGAUCGAUUCUUUAUCGGACUUCGGGACGACCGUCGCGGUUGCUGCCAUCUUUGCGGCAAACACUUACGUUGGGAUGAACACUCACUACUGGACCUCCAUCACUUGGGUCGUCGUUGUCGGAUCGUCCCUUGUUAUGAUGCUUUGGGUCGUGAUCUACUCGUUCCUUCCGGUCAACACCUUCUUCUCUUCCACAGAUGGGUUUGUAAACGAGGUAGCAAUUCUCUUCGCCAAUGUCACGUUCUGGACGACGGUUGUUUUCUCCGUCUUAGUGGCACUCGCGCCUCGGUUCCUCAUCAAGUUCUUUAAAUCGACGUAUAUGCCCUUGGAUAAAGACAUUGUUCGCGAGAUGUGGGUUGCUGGAGAUCUCAAAGACCGUCUGGGAAUCCGGCAUCGCAAGGAAUCGAAAAACAAGGGUGGUAUUGACCUUGAGACUGCACCCAUGUUCCGCGAACCUCACGCCCGCUCAGCGUCGGAAUUGGCUCUGCAGCAAGGUUACGAACCGACAGCUCCUAGAUCCCCCGCAGGUUCCGACGUCAGUAGGAAGAUUCCUGAUGAUAAUGGCGCAGAUGCUAUCGAGCUGGUUUCCCAGGCCGCGUUACCGAAUCCCCACGACACGGAGGAUUCUGUCUCCCCCGGUCCUUCUUACUACUCAGCAUCUGACAUCCCCAUCCCCUCACCCAUACCACCCUCGCUAUAUCAGUAUCCAUCCGGGGAAAUAAGUAGCCAAGCACCAACUUUGGCGGCAUCGACCUCACACUCCCUGAGCCCUGAAUCUCCAGUUCCUAAACUAGAUUACUCACGCCGUGCAUAUUCACCCUCUGCUAACGCAGGGUCAUACGAGUUACAAGUGCGCCAUCCGUCGCCCCCCUCGCGUGAUUGGUCCCAAUCCCCUUCCCGUCUGCAGACUCCUCCACACCCUCGUUCCUUGGCACCCGGCCAACAACCCCUUGUUCAGCUUCAAUCAGAAGCAACCCAUGAUCACGAUGCUGGCGAAGGUCGGUAUCGACCAGAAGAAUCAGAUCAAGAAGACCAGGCAGACAGCUCGUUGGCAUGGGACGGACCGCGGGUGUUAUGAGGUCUUUUUGCCUUCCGCUGGAUGUCGAUGUAUCAUAGGAGAGACGUUGUGAAACUGUUGUACUGACCCUUGCUUUCGUUCUGACCUACCUACAUCUUGCAUUGCAACGCUCUAGAUUGUGCAUUUCGCAUG